AUGAUGACACAUCCAGGAUGUUCAGGUUUGAGUCGAAAUUCAUCGACCGGCACGAUUGUUAGUGGUCGAACCUUCGUCAAUUCGGCAUAUCAGCAGAAUUUGACAAUUCGACCCUCAAUCGAUCAUUUGUCGUCACGUUCAGUGCAACUAACGCACUUCCAUCCGCGGCAACUGCCCGAUAAUGCACCAGGACGUCCGACAAAGAGUACUCUACGCCGCCAGAGACGUAAGCGGCUAGAGAUGGUUUACGCAUGUGGAAGAGGCAGUCGUAAAAGACAGCCCGCCCUACAAUCUUCAAUUCGGUUGGCGACCACAACUGGACCUCGACCUCGUUGA
Molecule: messenger RNA, 336 nt
Organism: Didymodactylos carnosus
Lineage: Eukaryota; Metazoa; Rotifera; Eurotatoria; Philodinida; Philodinidae
Source: the annotation of a GenBank genome assembly